Rhizoctonia solani is the source of this 3021-nucleotide messenger RNA. RefSeq names its product glycoside hydrolase family 35 protein. Lineage: Eukaryota; Fungi; Basidiomycota; Agaricomycetes; Cantharellales; Ceratobasidiaceae. Gene Ontology annotation, cellular component: vacuole. The transcript has 23 exons. Gene Ontology annotation, molecular function: beta-galactosidase activity. Gene Ontology annotation, biological process: carbohydrate metabolic process. The record is from RefSeq and is a predicted model, not a curated record. The coding region runs from base 1 to 3021 and encodes 1006 amino acids.
AUGAGACUCUCUCGGAUUGCUGUAUCGACAGCCCUUCUGGCCCAGUCGCUAGUUUCUGCUGGGGCAGUUGCACCCCGUGCUACUCCUCUCGCCUCAACUGGCUACACUGACGCUGUUCAGUGGGACAAGUAUAGCCUAUUUGUCCAUGGCCAGCGGGUUUUUGUUUGGUCUGGCGAAUUUCAUCCAUGGCGGUUGCCCGUUCCUUCGCUAUGGCCAGAUAUUUUUCAAAAAAUGAAAGCAGCCGGGUUCAAUACGGUCAGCAUCUAUAUCCAUUGGGGGACAAUAAGCCCUUCUAAAGACGUUAUCGACAUGAAUCAUUACCGUGAUGUCAAACCCAUUUUCGAGGCUGCCAAGGCCGCGGGAAUAUUCUUGAUUUAUCGUCCAGGGCCGUAUAUCAAUGCCGAGACGUCCGCUGGAGGCAUUCCCCACUGGGUGACUACGGAAGUCCAAGGUCAUUUACGUACCAACGCCAGUGAUUAUGCAGCAGCUUGGGCUCCCUAUGUGAAGGCCGUCAGUGAAGCUGUAAAGGGAUAUCAGGUGAAUGAGGGUGGUCCCGUCGUGGCAAUUCAGAUAGAGAACGAAUACCCACAACCUGAAAAUACUGGGAACCCUGGAAAGGCAGGAAUGAUGGCAGAUUUACAAGCUGCCGUACGCAAGUACGGUGUUGUUGUGCCGACGACUUUCAAUGAUGCCGGGAUGGACCGCAACUACGUUAGUGGCCUCGGAAAGGUGGAUCUAUAUGGACUUGAUUCAUACUUUAAUGGUUUUGAUUGUCGCAAUACCUCUCAUCGGUCUCCUGUCGUUGAGAACUAUUAUGACUACCAUUUAUCAUCCAAUCCUAACACCCCGCACUUCAUUCCGGAGUUCCAGAGCGGAUCACUUGAUCCAUGGGGGCCCGACUCGCCUGGCCUCGAUUCAUGCUAUAACAUGACUGGGCCCGACUACUUGGAUGUUGCCCACAAGAAUCUAUGGGCCCAAAAUGUCAAGAUGUUCAACGCAUACAUGUUGUAUGGAGGUACCAGCUGGGGUCAUCUCCCAUUCCACAAAGGUUAUACGAGUUAUGAUAACGGUGCUUCCAUUCGUGAGAACCGAAGGCUAUCCACAAAGUAUACCGAGUUCAAGAAGCAGGGACUUUUCCUCCGCAAUGCUCCUGAGUUUUACAAGACCGAUAUUGUAGGUAAUAGCACUAGUGGUGCCGUGGCUGUCAGCGAUCCUGCCGCCUUUGUAACCGAGCUGCGUAACCCUGACACCAAGGCUGGCUUUUACAUUGCCCGUCAAACAUAUUCCCCAUCCACCGCAAAUCUUGUGUUCAAACUCACCGUUAAAGCAUCUUCAAACUCGAUUCCCGUUCAAAUUACCCUGGCAGGACGUCAGUCCAAGGUAAUCGUAGCAGACUUUGCAUUUGGCUCUUCCCGCGCGUUGUACUCCACUGCUGCUAUUUUCUUCGCCGGUAAACUCAAUGGGCGCGAUGUUCUAUUCUUGCACGGAGACACCGGGGUUGAACACUCUGCCGCUGUUAAACUCUCAGGUACUCCCAAAAUCGGAGGCAAUAGGAUCGUUACCGCCAGCACCGAGCCUUCUGGAUAUACCGUGCUCACGUUUAAGCCUACUACCGAGGGGCUGACAGCUAUAUCAUCCGAGUCGACGGGCCCGCUCGUCUUGUUUGCGACUUCUAGGACGAUUGGAACGUUCUGGCAACCCACUAUCAACACAGGCAAGGGCAACUACUGGCAAUUUGAUACUAAUAGCACCUUGCUCGUUGGAGGACCUUACCUCGUUCGCUCGGCGGAUAUCAAGGGCAACACUGUUGCUCUGACUGGUGACCUUGAGAAAGAUACCACUGUGUCUAUUUAUGGUGCUCCCAAGGGCUCCAAGGUCUCCUGGAACGGCAAGAGCGUAUCUGUGUCGGCCUCGAGUAUUGUGGAUGGGCUCGUUGAGGGCAAGGUCACUAUCUCAAAGGGUCAAGUUAACGUUCCCACUCUUUCAAACUGGAAAUACUCUGAUAGUUUGCCCGAAAUCGCUCCCAAUUACGACGAUUCUAAAUGGAUCGUUGCAAACCACACGACCACCAACUCGCCCUACAAACCCUACUACGGAGAUGGCCGCAUUCUCUACGGAUGUGACUAUGGAUAUUGCGAAGGUCCUGUCUUCUGGCGCGGACAUUUCAAUGCAACCGGGGCCGAAAAGUCUGUGAAUCUGAGUAUCAAUGGCGGAGAAGCAUUCGCAGCUUCCGUAUGGCUCAACGGCAAAUUCGUCAAGACCACAUACGGUAAAUCGACUUAUCCCGCAUACAUCUGGCCCAUUAUCGACCCCGCGAUCGAGGAGACCGAUGAAGUGUUCACGUUCCCCAAGGGCGCGCUCGUUGCUGGAAAGAACAUGAUCACCGUCUUGCAAGAUAACACCGGAUUGAACGAGACCAACGAUUGGAACGGGGACACCUCCAAGUCCCCUCGUGGCAUCCGGGGCUUCCAACUGCCGGACGGCGGGAAAUUUGGCGAAUGGAAAGUCCAAGGGAAACUAGGCGGAUACACCAAUUUCCCAGACAAGACCCGCGGAGUGUUCAACGAAGGCGGUCUGUACGGCGAGCGAGCAGGGUGGCACCUCCCAGGAUUCAACGCCCAGUCUUGGACCUCGCGCGCUCUCAACCAGGGACUACCCUCUGGGAAAGCCGGCGUCGGCUUCUUCAGGACCGAGUUUAAUUUGAACAUUCCGUCUGGCAAGGACGUGCAUAUGAGUUUUGUGGUCGGAGGACCCAAGGGGCCGUACCGUGCUGUGUUGUUCGUCAACGGCUGGACGAUGGGAAAGGUCGCUUCGGAGCUCGGGCCGCAGUACAAAUUCCCAGUGCAUGAGGGUAUUUUAAACUAUCAGGGUAAAAAUACCGUCGCGUUUGCACUCUGGGUGCUCGAGGACCAACCGGUGAAGCCCACUCUGUCGCUUGCAGUCGACGGAGUGUACGAUGGAGGAGUCGGCAAGAUCGAGCUCACAAACCCGGGCUGGACUUCGCGCGGAACUGUCGUCUGA